Messenger RNA from Tetranychus urticae (two-spotted spider mite), 2254 nucleotides. RefSeq lists its product as uncharacterized. Gene Ontology annotation, molecular function: calcium channel regulator activity; calcium ion binding. Gene Ontology annotation, cellular component: endoplasmic reticulum; plasma membrane. Lineage: Eukaryota; Metazoa; Arthropoda; Arachnida; Trombidiformes; Tetranychidae. Gene Ontology annotation, biological process: intracellular calcium ion homeostasis; activation of store-operated calcium channel activity; store-operated calcium entry. The record is from RefSeq and is a predicted model, not a curated record.
UAUAAAGAUGUUAUCAUCAAUCGUCAGCAGUGAAGUAAUUGUCACAUAACCAUAUUUUGCUUGUAUUUUGUUCAUUUAGCUCAUCUUGCAACCAUUUCUAGUUAACAAUUUACAGAUUCAAAUAUUUCAACCCAUUUUGAGCGGUCCUAGUCUUUAAUAAUAUUUGGUUGAAUCAAAUCUGUAAUAGUAGUUCAUUAUUAUUCAUUUCAAUUUGUAUCUUCAAGGAAAAAUUAUGUGAAUUCAACAUUUAUGAUCCAAAAUAGUGAACAAGAUUCCCAUACAAUUUUAUAGAAGCCAACGUUUUAUCAAAGACUAGCAAUUGAAUCGCGAAAUAUGUCACUGCUAUGGAUAUAAAUGAUUUACCCAAAGAUCAAGUGUUUAACCGAGAUAUGAAGGUUUUACCCAUUGAUAAAAUUAACCAGGUUAAUAAAGCAACAGUUGAUACAAUUGGAUUGUUAAGUCUGGUUGUGGCCCUUGUAAUUGCCUUCAUUGGACUAAUUCAAUAUCAUUAUUCUCGAUUAAAGCAAAAAGAAAUGUUAAAGGAUAUGAAAUCAAUCCAGAAAGCUGAAGAUCAACUUCACGAGUUACAACGAGAAUUGGACAAAGUAAAGAUGGAACAAUCAGUGUCAAAUAGUGGUGAUGUGAUCAAAUCAGAUGAUCAAAACAAGCGACACACCAAUCGAUCACAUUACCAUCUGAUUGAUCCGUCUGGAGGAAACACUUCAAAUUCAGAUUACAAUCGGAUUUAUGAACUUGAGGAAGAGCUUUUUCAAACUCGAGAACAAUUGAAUCGCGCUGAAACUGCAUUAGCAAAUAAAUCAUGGGCACCUCCUCAUCAACUUCAAUUAUGGUUACAACUGACUCAUGAGCUUGAAUUGAACCAUUACAAUACCAAACGACAAGCAGCCGAGACUCAAUUAGCUGCUGCCAAAGAAGGGUGUGAUAAGUUGAAGAAGAAGCGUUCAACCUUUUUUGGUUCAUUGAGAGUCGCUCAUGGAUCUUCAAUUGACGAUGUUGACAAUCGCAUUCUUCAGGCAAAAAAAGCCCUUUCCGAGAUAACCAAAGAGUUUAAGGAGCGAUCAUUUCGUUGGCAGCAAAUUGAAGGCCUUUGUGGCUUUGCAAUUGUCCAUAAUCGCGGAAUUGAAUCUAUCCAAGCUGAAAUUGCUCAUCUCAAUGCAAACAUUGAUGAUGGUUUCUUGGUUGAAAUGGAAAGUGAACCAUUAAAAAGUCCAGUCAUAGCAAAAUUUGGUUUUAACCCUUUUGAGCGAUCCUUUCGAUCAAGCCAUUCAUCUGAUCAUAAAUCAAGUCUAAAUACAUCAUCAACAUCAUCAAGCUAUCACUACCAACACCAUCUUCAAGCUAAUCAACAAAAUAAUAAUCUAACACAUAAUAAUAGCAAUAAUUAUCUACAGGCAAAGCUUUCAAGAACUGAGGCUUCUAACGGUGUGGUUAGUGUAAAUUAUCAUCAAGAAUCAACUGAUGGCAGUUCUGAGAGUGAUUUAGAUGCACCUUCAACUCCUCACCAACAGUUCAACCAGCAACAAUCAUUGAUUAAUCAAGAAAAGGUUACAUUUACAUUAGGAGAAGGUGCUUUAGAUGCUGACGCUAGUUUAGCCGAUGAAUCACAUAACCAAUCACCACAUCGGCGCACAUGGAGUUCAAUGCGUCGAGCACCGAGACAAUCACGAAGAAAGGAUAAAAAGACUAUCGAAAAGUCUAAAUCAUGUUCUUUAAACAUAGUGGAAGGUAAACCUGCAAAUGAAACUGAAGGUGUGGACAAGGAUCAACUACAUGGGAGAAAAGACAAUCUUUCAAAUCAAUCGAGAUUAUCAUUGAAAGCCUCUCCAAACAAGACAUCGGUUAAUGAUUUUGAUGCUCACAAUUCAUCGCCUGAUCAAUCAGAGACGACGGAUGAAGAUAGAGCAAUUAGUGAUCAAGAAAAAUCAAAAGAUGAACACAAGGAAACUGUCGGUCGAUCUGCAUCAUCUACACUCCUCGAUAGGCAUUCAUUUUCAUUUUAUCUGAAAGGUGCAAGAAAACCGUUCAAUUUUAUGAGUCAAAAACGGAAAAAGUCAUCGCCAUCAGAAUUGACUCCAGAGGCCCUUCAAUGAACAGAUUUAACGGAAAGAUAUUCAAUACUUGAUGUUGUGAACAAUUGUAUUGUUUGUUGAAAAUCUAUUGAUUGUUGUCUCAUAUCUGUAUACAGACGAGACAUGUUAAUUGCCAUCUCAAUAAAAUAGUUUCAUUUGAUAGA